AGUGCCCGUGUUGUGGCGGAAGGAGGAGCUUGCGUGGAGCAGCUGGUGCCGAGAGAAGCGGGACCGGCAAAGAUGAUUCAGGCGAUUCUGGUUUUCAACAACCAUGGGAAGCCGCGACUGGUCCGCUUCUACCAGCGUUUUACAGGGUUUCUCAGUAGCUAUGGAACCAGUCCUGCAACUCACUCUAUAGAUCAGCCAGAAGAAAUUCAGCAGCAGAUUGUUCGAGAGACUUUCCAUCUGGUCCUCAAGCGGGAUGACAACAUCUGUAACUUCUUAGAAGGUGGAAGUCUGAUUGGUGGUGCUGACUACAAACUGAUUUACCGGCACUAUGCAACCCUCUACUUCGUAUUUUGUGUGGAUUCCUCAGAGAGUGAACUUGGGAUCUUGGACCUUAUCCAGGUUUUUGUGGAGACUCUGGAUAAGUGUUUUGAAAAUGUAUGUGAGUUGGAUUUGAUCUUCCAUAUGGAUAAGGUCCACUACAUCCUUCAGGAGGUGGUGAUGGGUGGGAUGGUGUUGGAAACAAACAUGAAUGAAAUUGUGGCUCAAAUUGAAGCUCAAAACAGGCUGGAGAAGUCGGAGGGUGGCCUUUCAGCAGCCCCUGCAAGGGCCGUGUCUGCUGUGAAGAACAUCAACCUUCCUGAGAUCCCGAGGAACAUCAACAUUGGCGAUCUCAACAUCAAAGUUCCCAACCUGUCCCAGUUUGUGUGAAGGUGGAGGACUGGGCUGGACUGGGGUCCUUUCGAUGAACGAAGCAGUCACAUCCAGAACCAGAACCCUGCUGAGCCUUUAGAGACUUGGGACCCUAAGCCUUUCCCAGAGUGGGAAGGGAGCUGGUGCACACUGCCUGGCCAUCCUGCUGCCCUCUGAUACACAUGGCCGUGGAGACAUCAGUGCACUAAGCCACUGCUCCUUUGCCUCCCACACAAGCCCUCAGGGUUGGGGACUGCGGAACAAGCCACCUGCUUCCCAGGGCCUGACUUCCUCCCUUACACCUAGGACUUCUGAGAUCCUGUAUCAGUCACUGGGUAAGAGACCAGGGAGAAGGAAGGACCAGCCUUUCAGAUGUCAGGUGUGGCGAGUGGUAGGUGGUGCAGGGUGCGCUGGCUUCGCUAGGGCCUCUGUUCCUAGGAUCCCUCUGUGUAGCCAAGCCUUUGGUCAACAGUUGCUGCAGAGUACACCUUCCCCAAGGACACAGUCCCAGUUUCGUUGUCACCGGCCUCUGUGUGCUGGGCACAAUUUAAAUCAUACUUUGGGUGCAUGUCACUACCCCUGCCAAUAGGGAGGGUACUCCUACACACACACACACACACACACACACACACACACACACACACACACACAGCCCUCUCUCAGAUGAGAGACUGCUGUCUGUAGAAUAUGAAGGUUGGAUCCUCCCAGAGUUAUGACUCGUCCCAACUUGGAAAUAUGCUGUCUUCCUGGAAGCAGAAGGUUCAGUGACUGUGUUGUGAAUGAUGAACCAUUUCCCCUUGCUCAGAAGCCCGCUGUCCAGUCUCAGCUUCUAGAGCUGAGAGCCUGAACUAGGUGCUGUGUGGGCUGAGCCUGCAGCAUGCUAGCCACACUGCUGUGUAUUUCCACUCUGCGUCCUGCAGUGAGCACACUGGACUCCUUUGGGCAGCAUUCUCCUGCACUUCUGGAAACCUGUAAACGUUAACACGUGCUGAGUCUUCUUCUUGUGCCUGGUUUGGAGUUAACGCUGCGGGGGCAGGCCCUCUUCUCCAUGCCUCCAGCUGCAUCUCAGCCCAGGACCUCCUCCUGCUGGCCAGACCCCUAGUCCCUCUCCCACUGCCUUGGGAUAUUGUUGAUGAUCCUAGAGAACCAUGUGUCAGGACCCAGGGGUUCUCAUUUUCCCAUGAGGCUUUGCAUUCUACCCCAUCGCUGCCUACAGCGUCUUGUCCCCAUCCUUCCAGUCUUCUAUUGGCGCGGCAGUAAAGGGCAGUUUGCUGGAGAUGAGACCUGAGACAAAAUCUAAUGCCUAAUCCCUAAUGCUCUUGAAGCAUUUAUUUUUAUUGUUAUUUUAUUGCCAUUUUAGUACAUUCAGGCCUCUUUUGCAAUGGCUGGAUAUGGAGUAGGAAUGAAGAAACCGCAUCUGCUGUAGAAUGACAUGAGCAAGAUCCAUAACAGUCUUAGCCACAGACAUUUUAUUUUCUUAAGGUUUAUUUUGAAGCCGGGUGGUGGUGGCGCCCAACUUUAAUCCCAGCACUCGGGAGGCAGAGGCAGGCAGAUCUUUGUGAGUUCGAGGCCAGCCUGGUCUACAAGAGCUAGUUCCAGGACAGAGAGACCCUGUCUCAAAACAAAAAAAAAAAAAAAAAAAAAAAAAAAAAAAAAAAAAAAAAAAAAAAAAAAAAAAAAAAAAAAAAACAAAAAAAAAAAACAAAAAAAAUUUUAUUUUGAAGCUAGGCAGUGGUGGCACACCCACCCAGUACUCCAGAGGCAGAGGCAGGCAGUACAAUGUAUACAUAAUAAAUAAAUACAUCUAAAAAAAAAAGAUAAAAGAAAUACUCUCAGACACUUAUAAAGAGAGGUUUGAUUUUUUUUUAAAUUUAUUAUGUAUAUAGUGUUCUGGGCACCAGAUCUCAUUACAGAUGGUUGUGAGUCACCAUGUGGUUGCUGGGAAUUGAACUCAGGACCUCUGGAACAGCAGUCAGUUCUCUUAACCUCUGAGCCAUCUCUCCAGCCCCAAGGUUUGAUUUUUUUUUUUUUAAGAGAUAGCCAGCCUAAGAGCUGGAGGGUCCUCUGGAGAUGAGGCUACCUGGAGUGUGUCUUGUUGAGGGCCACAGUGUUCUGAAGUGUGCUUGCUAUUGACUGAGGCACCAUUGAGUGGGAAGAACUGGGAUUUCAGGUAGUUUAGAUUUCAGCCGUUCGCCUGCUGGAAACAACUUUGUUCUCCAAAAACUAUGGCCUGGCACUGUCGGCUGCAAAAGCAAGCACCAGACAAUGGGUUGCACCAUCCCCUUUAUAGUGUGGAUUUGGACUUGGAAAACUCCAUUCCUCUAGUCAUCCUAGAGGGAUUAGUUGGUUAGUUAGUUAAUUGCUAAUGACUUGCAGCUAGCUUGUCAGCUAUCAACAAAGCCAUAGUCUGAGAUCAAACUACCUCCCUCUCUUCUAUGUGUUUUGAGACAAGGUCUCACUUUGUAAUAUAAAUUCUCAAUCCUCCUGCCUCACCUCCAAAAUUCUGAUAUUACAAGCGUGUACUCCGUGCUCUGUGUACUUUCCCGUGGAGUAGUUAAGGGAAGUCCUUGGUCUUUUUGGAGAGGAGUGUCCCCUUUGCUCUGAGACGUUAGUUAUGCAGCCAGGGACUGGGUUUGUGUUUGCUUUGGGAUCCUGGACCUGGAGAAUUUACACUGAGGCUUCCCAGGUUUUCUCACUGCCACUAGUUAAACUGGAGCCCUCCCACUGCCCAUGUUCUGUGUACAUGCUCCAUGAGGUCAAGCUCGGUCCUCAACUGAGAGAGAGGCUCUCUGUGCUCCACUGUGAGCUUCCCUAAUGAUGCUCUCAUGGUUGGGCCAUGAGCAUCUGACUGGCAGCUUGGAGCCGUGGACUCGGUGCUUGCUGUGUGGAAGAUUGAAGGACAUUUCCACCCCUGACUCACCAGGGUCAUGCUGGCUCUACAGGGCGCUGGACAGAUCACUUCCUCCAAGCCUGACCAUGGCCCCAUACUUGUUACAUUGAGGAUAUCCUGAGUCACAAGCCCAGAAUAUCCAUGCUCUACCACAUACAGACCCAGCCCUCCCUCACCACUAGAGAGGCAAUCUAGCUAUUCUCCAUGACCUCAGCUUCAGAAAAGAAACCAGGAGAAAUGGCUCAAACCAGGUCCCUGGCCCAGUCUGUGGCCUGGCCUGUCCAUGUCUUUUUAGAGAGGACUCGGGGACAGGUACCUGAAGUAAAGACUCAGAGUAGGGUCAUGGCCACCUUUGCGCCCAUCAGAUGUCCUGGAUGCCCACUGCUCUCAGUGCACUGAUCACCCAGAGUGAGCUAGCUCUCUGGGAGCUGCCAGGCUAGGCCUCACCUAGGUCCAAACCUCAAGGUCAAGUGUUGACCUUCUCGGAAGUUCUAAAGUGCUCUUCCCCUGCACCUUCUGGCAGAGUGGCUGUUGAGGAAAUAGCAGCUCGAUGCAAAUGAUUAAUCCUUCCCAGAGUUCUUUUUCAUUUCAGUUUUUCCUUUCCAAAUAGGAAAGAUAUUCAUGUAGGUCAGUAUUUUUAUAUGGGGAGCGGAGGUGCCCUCAGAAACCAGAAGGCAUUAGAUUUCUUGGAGCUGGAGUUAAAUGGUUGUAAACCGCCUGACUUGGGGUGCUGGGAGCCAAACUUAGGGUCCUCUAGAAGAGUAGCAAGUGCUCCAAACUGCUGAGCCAUCUCCAGCCCCAUGCAGGUCGCAGUUUAAGAAAACAAGUUCAGCAAAAGACUCAGCCUCUCCCCAGCCUCUGAGCAAAAGACUUAUCCCCGCCCCAGCCCCUAGAGCUGUCCUGACAGCAAGGGCUUGCAGUUUAAAGGCGCGUGAAGCACGCAUCCUUUCUUGGCUUUCUAAACUGAGGACAUAGCUGACCUCAGUCCAGUUCAGUCCUGCUAUCCUCCAGAGGGGCAGAGUCUGUUAACACAUGUGUGCACACACACACCCAUGUGGAACAGCAGCUCCCAGCCAUUCUCAGCCUUCCUAUUCCUCAAGGCCCCAGAACACCUUGUCUUUAAGUUGUCUGUUUCCUCUUGGGAUGUAAACCCUCAAGGGCAGGGGUCAGCCUCCUACCCAGUGCUGUGCCCCAGCUGCUCUUCCCCAGUGCCUCGUCCAUAUUCAAGAACGCUGGGUGAGUGGGUGGCCGAGGAGAGCAGCAGUUCAUCCUUACAGUCUCUCUGCUCUGUGCUUACUAGGACUGAGAUGUGGGGGUCGGAAGGCCUAUUGCUGCAGGUGGAAGAUAGCAAGGAUUGUAUUGAGAGGAUAGAAUACAGGCAUGUUAAAUUGGAGUUGCCUGGGGGUAAUCCCCGCUGGUGAACGAGUGGACAGGAGACUGGUUGGUCCAUCCCUGAGGUAUAUGGAGUUGUUUUUAAUUGGGCCUGUAGGCUCAAUUAGAGUGUAAGGACCCCCUGUUUUCUUUGAGAAAUAAGAUCAAGAACAAAGUGACAGGCCCAAGUGAUGAGAAUGAAUGACAGACUGGAAAGGGAGAAGAAUGACUGUAAGGGAGUUCCAGGUACAGGUGUCAAACACGGGUACCCAGGUCCCUCAGACUGAGAGAAUGCUCAAGGUCCAGAUGCUCCCCUGUUUAUAACGGGGUUUUGUCGCUAUAAAGCCAUCACCAUUUGGAAAUGCCCUCAGUGGAAAGCAACUGAACGGCCUAUGCAGCUCAGCCUGCUGUAGGACCACAGUCUAGUGAUCCACAUGGAGCUGUGGGAUACAUGGGGCUGUCGCUGCUGCCACUGCCCAGCCUCAGAGAAGAUUAAUCCGCACAUUACUAGACCUGGCAAAAUCCACACCUAAAGGACAGCUUCUGUGUGUACGGUUUUCACACAGCCUGACUUACCAACCAUCAUGAUUAAGGCCCUGAUCACAAUGGAGGUACUGAUUUGGGGGCUAUGGGGCUAUGGGUAGUAGAUUGACCUUAAUGGGAGACACACAGGUCACUGCAUCUCAGUUCUCUGUUGUCCUGGAAGAGACAAAGAAAAGCCUGUGGUUGCUCCUGUGGCUUUGUUGGUCGGCAUGCCUCUUACCCAAUUGUUUUUGCAAGAGGGACAAGUGCCUUCCCACAGCAGACCUUUGCAGUUGGGGUCAUGAGCUACAAUGCCAGGGUGUUUUCUCACCAUGAGAGCAGCCCCCACCCUUCUCCAGCCUCAAGUGCAGGGCACCGGGCAGGUGACCCCCUUUCACCUGGUUCUAGCUGCCGGCUAUCUGAGCCACACUCCCUGGCCAGAGAUAGCAACGUUGGGCCUAUGGCGCAACCCUUUUCCUGUUAGAGCAAUGGUUUCCACACCAAAGCAGUGUUUGAACCACCAACUUUGAAACUAGCUUUUCUGGAUCUUGCAUUGCAGGUUGAAGGUUUGGCUAGCCCCACCCCACGACUGUCCCUGAGGUAGCUUCCAUCUUGUGUUUGAUUCAGGUCUUUGGGGACAUACUUAGGAGCAGUCAUGUCCUUCCCUUUUAUUUAUUUUUUUUAUUCAAAAACAUGUUUUAAAAAUUCUGGGUGGUAGUGGGGCACACCUUUAACACCAGCACUCAGGAGACAGAGACAGGUGGAUCUCUGUGAAUUCAAGGCCAACCUGGUCUCCAGAGAGAGUUAUAGGACAGCCAGGGCUACACAAAGAAACCCUGUCUCAAAGCAAACUAACAAAUCUUCAAAACAAACAUAGAUAUGUCUGAGUGGCUCGGCUGCUUCCAGAUAUGGGACUUGGGCGACAUCCCUAACCUCUGUACCUGUGUCCUCAUCUGAGAAAUGGAAAUGAUGCAGCUCCCUGUGCGAAUCAACACCCUCAGCACAAACAGAAGACCCAGUCCAGGAACAGAAU
Alexandromys fortis (reed vole) is the source of this 6506-nucleotide messenger RNA. RefSeq names its product adaptor related protein complex 3 subunit sigma 2 (gene Ap3s2). The record is from RefSeq and is a predicted model, not a curated record. Bases 73 to 708 code for a protein of 211 amino acids. The transcript has 7 exons. Gene Ontology annotation, biological process: Golgi to vacuole transport; intracellular protein transport. Gene Ontology annotation, cellular component: membrane coat; AP-3 adaptor complex; intracellular membrane-bounded organelle. Lineage: Eukaryota; Metazoa; Chordata; Mammalia; Rodentia; Cricetidae.